Molecule: messenger RNA, 533 nt
Organism: Frankliniella occidentalis (western flower thrips)
Lineage: Eukaryota; Metazoa; Arthropoda; Insecta; Thysanoptera; Thripidae
Exons: 2
Coding region: 117-446 (109 amino acids)
Source: RefSeq, a predicted model, not a curated record
UUUUGUUGGAGAGCAAGAUCACGACACGACCCAAGAGAGCUCAUACUAAGCGUAUAUAUAUACGCUGGUUGCAUGUGUUGAGGCGUCGCUACAAUACCAGAGAAAGCAGCAGCAGCAUGGCACGUUUCGUAAUUACCUUCCUGGCGGUUUGUGUGGCGGUCGCUGCCCUACUCCCCGCUUCGGAGGCUGGACUCCGCCACGGGAUCAAACGCCUGGAACACGGAAUAGGAAAGGCCUCCAAGUAUGCGGCGGCGGCAGCUGGCGCCGUCGUUGGUGGCGCCGUCGGCGGAGCUGUUGGGGGCGCCCGGGUCGCGUCCGGUGCGGCGCAGGCCGUGGGUCACAAGGCCCACGAAGCCGCCCAUCAUACGAAGGAGGCCCUGAUCCACCGCGUGGACAGCGCCCGCCAGAAGGUCGCCGACGUCAUCGCGCCUAAGCACAGUUACUAAGGCGGCGCAGCUACUUUCACCCUCAACAGAAAUCACAAGUCAAUGGACUUAAAUAAACGUCUGGAAACCACAUGAAACAAAAACAAA